Scatophagus argus is the source of this 4499-nucleotide messenger RNA. RefSeq names its product siah E3 ubiquitin protein ligase 1 (gene siah1). Gene Ontology annotation, molecular function: ubiquitin conjugating enzyme binding; ubiquitin protein ligase activity; zinc ion binding. The transcript has 5 exons. Gene Ontology annotation, cellular component: cytoplasm. NCBI's taxonomy places the organism in Eukaryota, Metazoa, Chordata, Actinopteri, Scatophagidae. The record is from RefSeq and is a predicted model, not a curated record. The coding region runs from base 1628 to 2653 and encodes 341 amino acids. Gene Ontology annotation, biological process: multicellular organism development; proteasome-mediated ubiquitin-dependent protein catabolic process.
AGAUAUACAUUUUACAUAGCUAGUUUGAUUUUACAAAGCGACAAAUUAACAUUGUAACCAUUCAGUUUUCUGAUCUAAAAAACUGUGUCAUCUUUUUGUGAUCUGCAGUGUGCAGUUUUGGGGCAAAUCCGUUAUUUUGCGUGAGCCUCAACUCAAUGGUAACGUACACCACACUCCCCAGGGUUUGACAAAUUUUUACUGAGUGUGAUGAAUGCACCUAUUAUAUUGUGGCAAACUGUGAGAAGGGGGGUCAAAUGAAGGAUAGAAUGAAAAGAAGAGGCAGCGAGAAAGUGAAGUAUGGUGUCAAUGAGGGCAGCUGCUGGUACAGCCUGCAGCCAGACAGGGCUGAAAUCUGAGACUCGCACAACCACAGAAGCAGGCGGAGGGAGGGGCCAGAGAGGGAGAAACCCAACUGGGAGAAAGAGAGAGAGAGAGAGAAUGUCCAUGGAAGAGAAAGAAAGCAAAAUAUGUAGGCUCAGGGCAGAGCAAGCAUACAAGAAAGUGCAUGGGAAGUGAGGGGAAUGUAGAGUCAUUGACAUGAAAGAUGAAGUGUGCCGAGGCAAAUAAAAUUAGCAAGAGACAAGUCAGAGUCUGUGUGAAAGAGAAAUGAUGUGCUGUGGAGAAGAAGGGGUUAUGUGUUUUGGGGAGGGAGAGAAAGGGGAAGGGUGUGGGUGAGCAUGCUCUGUUUGGACUGACAUUGGAUGCCGGCUUAGCUUGUCUCUGUCUCGCACUCAAACACACCCAGCAGUAGUGACCACCUACCACACUCCAGGGGACAGAAAGAACAUGGCUUAGGAGGAAAAGUCAGAAGGAGUGAGACCUCCAUUUUUUUUCUCUCACUCUCUCUGUAGCUACAGCCUCCACUUCCACCGGGAAACCAAGAGAGAGCGGGCCUUUGUUUUCCAAGUGCCAAAGGAUUAUUCUUCUUUCUUUUUCAUAGAAAUCAGCCUUCUGCUGUGGUAAUUCUGCUAUUCUGCUACAAAUCUGCAAUUUUGGAAAAUGCUUUGGAACUGACUACACCUGUUUACAGAAAGCAGCGCAUUUGAAAAGUACCAAACUGUCCCUGGAGAUCUGGGACUGACCAAAACCAAGGUGGAACUUGUAGGAUUGUUGGAAACAAUCUACAGUGACUUUUGUUAAACUAUGUCUUGUUGUCUUUAGUUUCUAGUGGCUGAGAGGCAGCAGCCAGGGAGUGGCACGCUGACCACACAGUGUCACUGAAUGCUUACAGACUAAAUUUGAGUUGGACUGUCUGUCUCUGUGCUGCAGAAUAAGCACUGAGAAACCUACUUGCUUUUCCUUUUCAGGAUACCUUUUUUUUGCCUGGGACACAAGUUUUUUGGAUUCUGUGGACACGGACAAAGGGUCUCAGGUCUUCUCCUCUUGUCUCUUCGCCUCUCAGAUUGUUAUUUUUCCGGCUAUUAAGCAUUUCCGUUGACACAAACCUCCUUUCAUCGCAGCUUUCCCUCAGCCCUUGUGAGCUUAUGCUCCCUAAAUGGGGGACCGGGAGGAUAAAAAUGUGAUCUUCUGUUUUGUGGUGUGUUUUGGGCAACAGCAACAGUGUGUGGUUUCCAUGGAAAACACCAGAGAAGUAUGGAGCUGAGGGGCUGUGUGAAUACUCUCCCCUAUGUCUCUGGUCCAAGUGAAAUCGAAGCCGGCUUGCGCAGCACUGCAAGCUCCGCCCUGGAACUCGUUGUUCAGACUCUUUUCAUGUGUAGCCACAAGGAACGUGCACAAGACUAAAGAGGUCCCCACAUUUCAAGAGAAGACGAAAGCCUUAUUUGGAAAUCUUAUGGACGAAGAAAUGAGUCGCCAGACUGCCACCGCGCUGCCCACAGGAACCUCCAAGUGUCCCCCUUCCCAGCGCGUGCCCACCCUGUCAGGCACCACCGCCUCCAACAGCGACCUGGCCAGCCUGUUUGAGUGCCCUGUGUGCUUCGACUAUGUCCUACCCCCCAUCCUGCAGUGUCAGUCUGGACACCUGGUAUGCUCUAACUGCCGGCCCAAGCUCACCUGCUGCCCCACCUGCCGAGGCCCCCUUGGCUCCAUCAGGAACCUGGCCAUGGAGAAGGUAGCUAACUCUGUCCUCUUCCCCUGCAAGUAUGCCUCAUCGGGCUGCGAAGUCACCCUGCCUCACACUGACAAGACAGAGCAUGAAGAGCUGUGUGAGUUCCGGCCGUACUCUUGUCCUUGUCCUGGCGCCUCCUGCAAGUGGCAGGGCUCUUUGGACGCUGUCAUGCCUCACCUGAUGCACCAGCACAAGUCCAUCACCACAUUGCAGGGGGAGGACAUUGUGUUCCUGGCCACAGACAUCAACCUGCCGGGCGCAGUGGAUUGGGUAAUGAUGCAGUCCUGCUUCGGCUUUCACUUCAUGCUGGUGCUGGAGAAGCAGGAGAAGUAUGACGGCCACCAGCAGUUUUUCGCCAUCGUGCAGCUCAUCGGGACUCGCAAGCAGGCAGAGAACUUCGCCUACCGGCUGGAGCUCAAUGGGCACCGGCGCCGCCUGACCUGGGAGGCCACACCACGAUCCAUCCACGAGGGCAUCGCCACAGCCAUCAUGAACAGUGACUGCCUGGUGUUCGACACGUCCAUCGCACAGCUGUUUGCGGAGAACGGCAACCUGGGCAUCAAUGUCACCAUCUCCAUGUGCUAAGAACUUUGACAGGACGAGGGUCAAAAAAAAUUCGCAGAUUGUCAGGGGGCAUUUUUUUUUCAGGGGUCAAAUCAAUUGUGACCUCACAGUGCCCCCACCCCUUGAGAUAUGGAACUGGACUGUCUGAUCAGACAGCCAUGGAGGCCCAGGGGGUGGGAGGGAUGUAUGUUUGGAUGGAUGGAUGGAUGGAUGAGUGGAGGAAUGAAGAAACACAAGGACAUAACUGUGUAGUGAUGACUAUAGACUUCUAAACACACACAAACAUGUGAGACUCAUGCACGUACAUGCAGUCUCACACUCUCUUGGUCAUAAACAAGGACACAAACUGAAAAGCUGUUCAGUCAAACUCGUGAUUUCCCACCACUCUUCUUUUAGUCUCUCUCGGUCUUUCCCUACGGCUCAACCAUCCUCAGACUUUUCAGACACUACAGCUCAUCGACCUUCACUCCAAGAUGACGGAGGCCGGUCACCGCUGAGCAGCCCCGUUCCCUGACAGCUACACACUGGGUAAACACUCAAACUAUGUUUCUCCGCGGACUCCUGGUCAGUGCUAGGUAGCUAGUCAGCUACCUAGCUUCCCGCUACCCAAUUCCCUGCUGUUUAUAAUCCACCUCAGUAUCGGUCAGACCUCCUGGACUGAACGGUUCACACUCUACUGACACUUUUAGGGCUACACCUGUGGCUGUGGCUGGGGUUCACCACAGUGAGAUCAAACUGGAGCUCCCAGCCUAUGAAGGUCCUUACCGCAGCUUUGGGUAUAAAUCGUCACUGACGUGGCUAUUGGUGGCUGGGACUGGAACUGUUGCCACGUAGGCAUGGACAGCUGUAGCGCCCAUAACCAUUAGACACCAAUUAUAUCCAGGACUGCGCUAAAGGAACUCAGGCUCAUCCGUUUUCCUUCUGGUCCACCUAAGGCUAAGGAUUGUGCAUCGGACACUCUUCAAAUAGCUGACUGUCGUCGUUGAUAGUUAUUAGAACAGACUCUGCUCUCAUACUGUACGGAUUUAAGAAGGCCCUCAGCUACAUCAGCCAUGGAUUUAUUUUUUUUAUUAUUUUUAUUUUCAUGAAGUGGACAGGAGUUUCACACAUACACACACGCCUGUUCUUUACAUUACUGGCUGUGUGUGUAGUUGUAAUGGUAGAUGAAUUGUUUUUCAGAACAAGGAAAAAACACUGCAUUUCAGUUUAGUCACAGUUUUCGUUUGGGGUUUGUUUCUCAAGUCUGUCAUUUCUUUUUAAUUAUUUUAGUUGUCUUUUUUUUUGUAUGGAAGGAGAGAAGAACUCCUGACGUUUGUGUGAGCCUGUGUGUGUGUGUGUGUGUGUGUGUGUGUGUGUGUGUGUGCACGUACGCGUGGACAUGUGGCAAAAAAAAACCUGCUUACCCUUCAUUUCUGCUCUGUCUGCCGGCGUCGGCCUCAGCCACUUGAUUGACUGAUCACCCAACCAGGAACGAGGGCCAGUUUCUAUCGUUACAAUGUCGCUAUUGUUAUUAUUAAAUGGAGAUUAUCAUAAUUAUCUUUUUUUUGUAAUGACUUUUAAAAACAAAGAUUAAAAGGCAGUUGUAAAACUUGUGGCUAAACUUUCAGUGUUUGUAGUUAAAAAGCAAGUUGUGUCGUUCUUCUGAAGGUUUGUUUUUUUCCCGAUUGCUUUUCCUCAUCUAUUUGUCUCUCCGUCCUCAUGUUUGUGUGGUCUUUUCUUUUUUUUUUGUCUACGAGGAGGGAGGUCAAGCCAAUCAACUCUCCCUUUCUCUUCAUGUGGAGUCUCAGUAAUGUUGCUGCUCCCCCUCAACUCCUUUUUUUUUCUGUUUUAAUUUGUCAUUAAAUAAAUCUAUCUUUUUCAUACCUGG